Molecule: messenger RNA, 1974 nt
Organism: Molossus molossus (Pallas's mastiff bat)
Lineage: Eukaryota; Metazoa; Chordata; Mammalia; Chiroptera; Molossidae
Gene: ALG6
Product: ALG6 alpha-1,3-glucosyltransferase
Exons: 14
Coding region: 124-1548 (474 amino acids)
Biological process (GO): protein N-linked glycosylation
Cellular component (GO): endoplasmic reticulum membrane
Molecular function (GO): dolichyl pyrophosphate Man9GlcNAc2 alpha-1,3-glucosyltransferase activity
Source: RefSeq, a predicted model, not a curated record
CUAUAUCACAUUGUUUAUAUCAACAUUCACUGCUGUAUCAUCAUUCACUGAGACUCUACUUGGUGCCACUACAUCCUGAGAAUACAGUACUUUCUGAGAGACAGAGGUGCUGGAAAACCCCCUAUGUUUGGUGAUUAUGAAGCUCAGAGACACUGGCAAGAAAUUACCUUUAAUUUACCGAUCAAACAGUGGUAUUUUAACAGCAGUGAUAACAAUUUACUGUAUUGGGGAUUGGAUUAUCCACCUCUUACAGCUUAUCAUAGUCUUCUCUGUGCAUAUGUGGCAAAGAUUAUAAAUCCAGACUGGAUUGCUCUCCAUACCUCACGUGGAUAUGAGAGUCAGGCGCACAAGCUCUUCAUGCGUGCAACAGUGUUAAUUGCUGAUUUGCUGAUUUACAUACCUGCAGUGGUUUUGUACUGUUGUUGUUUAAAAGAAAUGUCAACUAAGAAAAAGGUUGCUAAUGCAUUAUGCAUAUUGCUGUAUCCAGGCCUUAUUCUUAUUGACUAUGGACAUUUUCAAUAUAAUUCUGUGAGUCUUGGCUUUGCUCUGUGGGGUGUUCUUGGAGUAUCUUGUCACUGGGACCUGCUAGGGUCACUGGCAUUUUGCUUAGCUAUAAAUUAUAAACAGAUGGAACUUUACCACUCCUUGCCAUUUUUUUGCUUUUUACUUGGCAAAUGUUUGAAAAAAGGCCUCAGAGGAAAAGGGUUUGUGUUGUUAAUUAAGCUGGCAUGCACAGUUGUAGCUUCCUUCCUUCUCUGCUGGCUGCCGUUCUUUACAGAGAAGGAUCAAACCCUGCAAGUUCUGAGAAGGCUCUUCCCAGUUGAUCGUGGAUUAUUUGAGGAUAAAGUAGCCAAUGUUUGGUGUAGCUUAAGUGUCUUUCUGAAGAUCAAAGAUAUUUUGCCACGUCACAUCCAGAUAAUAAUCAGCUUUUGUUUUACAUUUUUGAGCCUGCUUCCUGCAUGUAUAAAAUUAAUACUUCAGCCCUCUCCCAAAGGAUUCAGAUUUACUCUGGUUACCUGUGCACUCUCAUUCUUUUUAUUUUCUUUCCAAGUGCAUGAAAAGUCCAUUCUCUUGGUAUCGUUACCUGUCUGCUUAGUUUUAAGUGAAAUUCCUUUUAUGUCUACUUGGUUUUUACUUGUGUCGACAUUUAGUAUGCUACCUCUUCUAUUGAAGGAUGACCUUUUAAUGCCCACAGUUGUGACAGUGAUGGCAUUUUUUAUAGCUUGUGCAACUUCCUUUUCAAUAUUUGAAAAGACUUCGGAAGAAGAACUACAGUUGAAAUCCUUUUCCAUUUCUGUUAGGAAAUAUCUUCCAUGUUUUACAUUUCUUCCCAGAGUUAUCCAACAUUUGUGUCUUAUGUCAAUAAUCACUAUGGUCCUUCUGACGCUGAUGGCUGUGACACUGGACCCUCCUCAGAAAUUCCCCGACUUGUUUUCUGUGUUGGUGUGUUUUGUAUCCUGCUUGAAAUUCCUGUUCUUCUUGGUAUACUUUAACACUGUAAUCAUGUGGGAUUCCAAAAGUGGAAGACAUCAGAAGAAAAUCGAGUAGCUCUAUCCCCAGACAAAUGUGAAAAUGUUAACAGUGCUAAACGAUUUUGUGAAUUUUUUGCUAUAUGUAAAUAAAAUGAUAAUAUUGAUUAUGGAAUUAUAGGAAAGGAAAUGGUGAAAAGCCAUUGUUCUCUACACAAAUAAAAGUAUUUGGGGACCAAAGCCCAGUGGAGGCUUUUAUUUUCUAACUAUUGAUUGGCCAAGACAUAUUGGAGUUUUGUUAAUACUCAGUUAUUCAAGUGGGAAAAUGAAAAAUGUCCUUCAUCUCAGUAUUUACUUAGGAAAUGUUCUCUAUAAUUUGUUGUCUUGAAAAAAAAAAAAAUACAGUGAGUUUAAAGGGGGAAUUUAGCUCCUUCUUUCUAAAGGAAAUUACUAAUUUUGGCAUUUAAAUGUAGUUUUCUUGCCCUGGCUGGGUAGUACAGUUGGU